Messenger RNA from Varanus komodoensis (Komodo dragon), 927 nucleotides. RefSeq names its product olfactory receptor 14A16-like. Gene Ontology annotation, cellular component: membrane. Gene Ontology annotation, molecular function: olfactory receptor activity; G protein-coupled receptor activity; odorant binding. The transcript has a single exon. The coding region runs from base 1 to 927 and encodes 308 amino acids. NCBI's taxonomy places the organism in Eukaryota, Metazoa, Chordata, Lepidosauria, Squamata, Varanidae. Gene Ontology annotation, biological process: G protein-coupled receptor signaling pathway. The record is from RefSeq and is a predicted model, not a curated record.
AUGAGCAAUCUUACUUCCAUGUUCACAUUUCUGCUGCUGGAAUUCUCAGAUGUUCGAGAGCUACAGAUCUUGCACUUCUUGGUGUUUCUUGUGUUAUAUCUGAUGGCAAUCACAGGGAACCUUUUCAUCAUCAUUGCAGUUGCCCUUGACCACCACCUACAUACUCCUAUGUACUUCUUCCUGAUGAACUUGGCUGUGCUAGACAUUGGCUCACUUUCUGUCAUGGUACCCAAAUCCAUGGCUAUGUCCCUCAUGAAUGACAGCUCGAUUUCCUAUUCUGGAUGUGUUGCUCAAGUUUUCUUCUAUGUAUUCUUUGCGACCUCAGAUUUUGUCCUCCUAACAAUAAUGGCACAAGAUCGUAAUGUUGCUAUCUGCAACCCACUCAAAUAUGAGAGAAUCAUGCACAAAGGAGCUUGCAUUAAGAUGGUAGCCACUGGGGAGAUGGUCAGUCUUCUUUAUGCCAUCUUACACACUUGUGGCACCUUUGUAAUCACUUUCUGUUCUAAUAUUGUCCAUCAGUUCUUCUGUGAAGUCCCACAGUUACUAAAGCUCUCCUGCUCUGACAUUUACUUAGUUGAAGUUGGGUUCCUUGUCCUAGGCUUCGUUCUGGCACUAGGAUGCUUUAUGUUCAUCAUUGUAACAUACAUGCGGAUCUUUUCUGCAGUGUUCAGGAUCUCCUCUGAACAUGGUAAAAACAGAGCCUUCUCCACUUGUCUUCCCCACCUUAUUGUUGCCUCUGUUUUUAUAUCCAGUGGACUUUUCACCUAUGCAAAGUCUCCCACUGAAAAGUCUUCAGAUCAUGAUAUAGCUUUUGCUGUGAUAUAUGCACUAAUUCCUCCCUUGUUGAAUCCAUUCAUCUACAGCAUAAGAAACAAAGAGAUCAAGGCUGCUUUACUGAAAAUAUUAACAUUUAGAGGUGGGCUUUAA